AUGACAAUGUCUUAUACAAGUUCUAAUUAUAAUAGGAUUAUAAUCAAUUUUAUUUCUUACAUAAUCAUCUAAUAUUUUGUUUAAAACGUAUAUUAUUCAAUGGUCACUGAAGAAGAAAUCAUUUCUUAUUCUUAUUUACCAUUAUGGGCAUGGUGUUAUUUAUGUAUAACUGGUAUAAUAUUUCUUUGUACAUUAUGUACAUUAUGUUAUUUACAAAAAUGGUUAUGCUUUAAAAUAAUAAUGGAAAAACGUUGGUGUGUUAACAAUUCAAUUGAUACGGGUACUGAUUUCAGUGAAUAUACCGAUAAUAAUCAUAAUAUUACGUGAUCAUUGUAAAUCCAUGAUGAUAAACAAAAUUAUCUUUCCUUAUUGUAAAGAUCAUUGAAUCUUUUUCAAUGAAUGAAGCAUUUUCAACUAAAUAUUUGUAUAUUAUUGA
Messenger RNA from Schistosoma margrebowiei, 436 nucleotides. The record is from the annotation of a GenBank genome assembly. Lineage: Eukaryota; Metazoa; Platyhelminthes; Trematoda; Strigeidida; Schistosomatidae.